This is a messenger RNA of Penicillium coprophilum, 1077 nucleotides long. RefSeq lists its product as uncharacterized. The transcript is spliced from 2 exons. NCBI's taxonomy places the organism in Eukaryota, Fungi, Ascomycota, Eurotiomycetes, Eurotiales, Aspergillaceae. The record is from RefSeq and is a predicted model, not a curated record. The coding region runs from base 1 to 1077 and encodes 358 amino acids. Gene Ontology annotation, molecular function: NAD binding; oxidoreductase activity, acting on the CH-OH group of donors, NAD or NADP as acceptor.
AUGGCUUCAAAGAAAUCACACCGCAUUGCCUCUAUCCCAGGCGAUGGCAUUGGUCCCGAGGUAGUCAGUGCUACGAUCCAGGUCGUCGAGAAGCUCGCAAAGACCCUCGGCACAUUCAACAUCAACUUCGAGCAUAUCCCAUGGGGAACCGAGUACUACAAGCAGACUGGCCGAUAUGUGUCUGAAGAUUGUCUCGACACUCUACGCAAGUACGAUGCCGUAUUAUUCGGCGCCGUUGGAUCACCCGACGUACCCGACCAUAUCUCACUUUGGGGCCUACUUCUCGCCAUCCGCGGCCCCCUCCAGCUAUACGCAAACGUCCGACCAGUCCGUACCUUCCCAGGAACUAAAUGUCCCCUUAACACUACAACAAACGGCAUCGACUGGAUGCUUGUUCGGGAAAACUCGGAAGGCGAGUACGCAGGACAAGGCGGACGGUCUCAUGUCGGACAGCAAUGGGAAGCCGCGACGGAAGUCGCCGUAUUCACGCGGGUGGGUAUUGAGCGGAUUAUGCGAUUCGCGUUUGAGACUGCUCGAUCGCGACCGCGCAAGCUCCUGACUGUUGUUACGAAGAGCAACUCCAUGCGCAACGGGAUGGUGUUGUGGGAUGAAGUUGCUGCGAUUGUUGCCAAGGACUUUCCCGAUGUGACAUGGGAUAAGAUGCUUGUUGAUGCAAUGACUGUUCGGAUGGUGGCGAAGCCAGACUCGGUCGAUACCAUCGUUGGGACGAACUUGCAUAUGGAUAUUUUGUCGGAUCUUGCUGCGGCGUUGGCUGGGUCGAUUGGUGUUGCGCCUUCCAGUAAUCUGGAUCCUACCCGGAAGAAUCCAUCGCUUUUUGAGCCUGUUCAUGGUAGUGCGUUUGAUAUUACUGGGAAGGGGGUUGCGAAUCCGGUUGCUACUUUCUGGUCAGCUGCAGAGAUGCUUGUCUGGAUUGGGGAGAAUGAUGCUGCUGCCCAAUUGAUGGGUUGUGUUGAACGAGUUUGUGCUGCAGGUAUUUUGACUCCCGAUCUUGGAGGGACCUCUGACACUCAAGGGGUUGUGGAUGCAGUCUGUCUGGAGGUUGAGAAAUUGGGUUGA